AUGAACAUCAUCAGUUCAUUUGUUUAUGGAUGCAACAAAAAUAGAAAGCAUCUGUUCGAUAUUGUAUCACCGUUCUUUGCACACCAAAAACUUGCUUAUCCGUUUAUUCCGAAUUAUUAUGCCGCAGUUUUGAUGAUAUCCUUUAAAUUAUCAAUCCACGAUGCAGCAGUAUUACCAUCAAUACCUGUUAUUAUCUCAUUAUACGUCAUUUUCGUUGAAUUAAUCUUUGCUUUUUCAAAAAGUCAACUUGCAGCAGUUAUAGGCGUUUACUUAUUCACUUUCAAUGGUGGAUUAGGAUUUCAAAGCGUUUUCAACGAGGAACAUCGAAAAUUUUGGCAAACAGAUUAUGUUCGCUUUUGGGGAAAGGAUAUGCAAGAAUUUUGGUUACAGGCAACAUCACACAUUCUUCUUCCUCAAAGAGCUUCACUCUAUUCCUUGCCAAUCGUAUGGUCCGUACUUUUAAUUUUAAUUUCUUGCAACAAUAAUCGAUCGAUAAAAGAAUUCAUCGCCGCUGGACUACUUGUAGCCGAACUACCUCAAGUUCACCCUCAUUCAAUCAUUGCUUUGGCUCAAUGGGGCGGAGUUUUUGCUUUAAUUACAUUUCCAUACAGAAAACCUGCAAAAGUUAAGAUUUUUAUUAAAAAAUAUUUAGCUUUAGGAAUAGUUGCGAUCAUAUUCGGUGCAUUCCAAUGCGUAACUUACACAGGAAGAACAACUCAUAAUAAAUUUAUGAAAAUACAGCCUGUCAACAGAGGAGACUACCAAAAGAACAUAUUUGUACUUUGGUGGCGUGCAUUAGGACUAUUUAUUGUGAUGUCUUUCAUCCAUGCGCCGAUCAUUUUCAACAAAUAUCAGUUUCAAUGCUAUAUUCCGUCUUUAGUAGUAUUUCUUAUAGGAAAUUUCGUUAUCUAUCAACCAUGGUCGCUAGAUAACACUAAAAUAUGGAAUGCCACUUUUAUUCCAAUAGCAACUGCAGCCGUGGCACUUUUUCUAUCGGAAUUGACUUUACACGGAAAUGUUGGAAAAUUAAUAUCUAUUGUCCUGCUAUUCUUCAGUACAUUUUCAGGUAUAUUAUGUGUACAUAGUACAUAUAAAUGCCGAUCUAUUGAAUGGGAUAUCUACAAAGCUCCUUAUGAAAUUGCAAAUUUCGUCAUUAAUAAAACACCACCUGAUUCCAUAUGGAUGACAGACAACCAACAUGAAAACCCCAUUGUAACGCUUGCAGGUCGACGGGCUUUGGUCGGUUAUAUCGGUUGGUUGAUGAAUCACGGUCUUGAUUACAAUGAAAGACGAGCAGCAAUGAAUAGGCUUUGCUUAAAUCCAGAGAAUACUACGGAGAUUGAUAGAUACAAUGUAACUUAUGUAGGUUUAAGAUACAGUAAUUUAGAAUAUCGAUUCAAGCCUCCACGAAACUCAAAGAAAUGGGAACAUGUAUACAGUUCUGUUGCUUUUGAUGUAUGGCACCGAACCAAGGUUGUGUAA
Trichomonas vaginalis G3 is the source of this 1482-nucleotide messenger RNA. RefSeq lists its product as uncharacterized. Bases 1 to 1482 code for a protein of 493 amino acids. NCBI's taxonomy places the organism in Eukaryota, Parabasalia, Trichomonadida, Trichomonadidae. The transcript has a single exon. The record is from RefSeq and is a predicted model, not a curated record.